Molecule: messenger RNA, 1494 nt
Organism: Sitophilus oryzae (rice weevil)
Lineage: Eukaryota; Metazoa; Arthropoda; Insecta; Coleoptera; Curculionidae
Product: COP9 signalosome complex subunit 2-like
Exons: 3
Coding region: 108-1412 (434 amino acids)
Biological process (GO): protein deneddylation
Cellular component (GO): COP9 signalosome
Molecular function (GO): protein binding
Source: RefSeq, a predicted model, not a curated record
AGGACAUAACUUCUUCUGUCUUUGAUAACUUUUUUUAACUGUACAUAAUUACGUUUCAAUGACAUAACUGUCAAAAUUUGAUAAGUAUCUUUCAAAACCCACUAAAAAUGACCGAUUACAUGUUCGAGACCGAGUACGGACUCGAGUACAGCGAGGACAGUACUUCAGAACCAGACGUCGACCUAGAAAACCAGUACUACCUCGCCAAAACCAUGAAAGAAGACGACCCAAAGAACGCCAUACCCGCUUUCCAGAAAGUACUGGACAUUCAAGGAGACAGCAAGGGAGAGUGGGGUUUCAAAGCCCUGAAACAGCUUGUCAAAAUCCAUUUUCAGCUGGGAGACUAUACGGAAACCAUGGCCAGGUAUAAGGACCUUCUGAGUUACAUUAGCGGAGCUGUAACGAAAAAUCAUGGAGAAAAAUCGAUAAAUUCAAUUCUGGACUAUACUUCGACGUCGAAGAAUAUAGAAAUGCUGCAGAAAUUUUAUGAAACUACGUUGGAGGCUUUGAGGAAAGCUAGAAACGAACGAUUAUGGUUUAAAACCAACACCAAACUAGGAAAGGUGUUCUUGGAGAGGGGAGAAUACACGAAAUUGGCCGCUAUUAUCAAGGAGCUAAAAGCUAGUUGUAAGUGUGAAGAAACAGAUAUGGAUCCUCAUAAAGGUACUCAAAUGUUAGAGAUUUUUGCUCUAGAGAUUCAGAUGUAUACUCAACAAAAAAACAACAAGAAAUUAAAAGAACUAUACGAGAAAUCUUUACGGGUACGUUCAGCAGUACCACAUCCUUUGAUCAUGAGCGUUAUCAGAGAAUGCGGAGGUAAAAUGCACUUGAGAGCUGGCGAAUUCGAAAAAGCCUACACCGAUUUCUUCGAGGCCUUUAAAAACUACGACGAGUCGGGCAAUCCACGACGCCUAGCCUGUCUCAAGUACAUCAUCCUGAACAGCAUGCUCAUGAAGAGUGCCAUCAACCCCUUCGACUCCCAAGAAGCCAAACCCUACGCUCACGAUCCCGAGAUCAAAGCCUUGACUCUACUCAUAGAAGCGUUUCAAAGAAGUCAGACUUCUGAUUUCGUGAAAAUCUUCGAGAAGAACAAGGAAUCUCUAAUGGCUGAUCCGUUCAUUCGGGAACACUUGGAAGAACUGCUCAAGAGUGUUCGUGGUAACGCGUUGGUGAGGCUGAUCAAGCCGUAUCGAAACAUAAAGCUGAGUUUUAUCAGUGAGCAGUUGGGGAUGGACGAGGAAGAGGUGGAGAAUUUGCUGGUAUCGUAUAUUCUGGAUGGGCACGUUGAUGGGAAGAUUGAUCAAGUGAAUAAGGUGUUGAGGAUGACCAAAGGGUGUGAGGAUAGUAGAUACAGUGCUUUGGAUCGUUGGGCUGGAAAUUUGUCCGAUAUCAUGGAAUCAAUUGUCCUUUGAUUUUUUAUUUUUUCUAUGCGAUUUGAAUUAGAAUACUAUGUUGUACUGUUAAUAAAAAACUAUUAAAUGUAAAUUGAUGAUU